AUGAAUUUGUUGUUGUUUGGAUAUGCUGCUGGACAAAUGGUUGCAUAUGAGUCUGAAAGGAUCUUGGAAAGGCUCAAUGGUCUGGAUGUAACAAAAACUGUUUCUGAUGGAAGACUUGACCUACAUCUUUACUUCAGAGAGAUUGAAGAUGAUAUGCUUGAUCCGCCAUUUCCACUACUUAUGCAAAGACUCAAGAGUAUCUCUGCCUUUGCUAUAGAAAAAGGUGGCAAAGCAUACCGGAUCGUCCCUUUUGAAUCGAUUGAAAUAGGCUUUGAAAAUGGGAAGAAGAGCUAUGGAAAGUUCAAUGAUAUAGUAAGCAUGGGAAAUGAGGCGGUCGUAACAUACACCUGUAAUGGAAAUGAUGCCGAAGAAGGAAUAUACUCAACGAUAACAAUCAUUUUUACACCUUCUGAUGAAGAAGAAGAUAAAAUAGAAAAGAUCUAUAGUGGAUGGUCUGAUUCCUGUCUUUUAAGGGUCUCAACGCCAAAACUAAAAGUCUGGUAUAAGAGAAGGAUUUUGUCUAUGUAUCUUGAAGACUUUGGAAAUAAAGAGUUAGAUGGCAAAGACAUAGGUCAUUGGGUAGAUGGGAUCAAUUCUGAUGGAGAGAGAGUUGAUGGAGACAGGAUCCUCAAAGAGGAAAUGAUGGUGUUUGAGGAAGCAGGAAGCAAAGAAAGAGAAGAGUUGAGCAGGAAGUCGCUCUAA
Molecule: messenger RNA, 702 nt
Organism: Encephalitozoon romaleae SJ-2008
Lineage: Eukaryota; Fungi; Microsporidia; Unikaryonidae
Exons: 1
Coding region: 1-702 (233 amino acids)
Source: RefSeq, a predicted model, not a curated record